Molecule: messenger RNA, 2234 nt
Organism: Daucus carota subsp. sativus
Lineage: Eukaryota; Viridiplantae; Streptophyta; Magnoliopsida; Apiales; Apiaceae
Exons: 5
Coding region: 568-2076 (502 amino acids)
Biological process (GO): meristem development; meristem maintenance
Source: RefSeq, a predicted model, not a curated record
AAAGUAGAAAUGGGCUUGUUCAACAAUUGGGUUGGGUCACAGCCUAACUUUAUCCUGAUUAUCCAUUCAUCUUUCCCGAGACAAAUUUGUCACACUCUUUCCGCCAUUAUCAGAUACUACAACAAUACCACAUCUCUCUUUCUCUCUCUAGAUAUCCCUCUCUCACGGUCUCUUUGUAUACUGUAUGCAUCUCCUCAUGAAUAUCUCGAGAACCCAUUUGUUUUCAAGGAGCUGUUGUGGAAAUAAAUAAAGUUUUGAGCUUUAAAUACAAGAAACAAAGAGAGAAAGAAGAAUAAGAAGAGAAAAUGGUAUUGAUGGGAGUGAGCUUAACAUGUAUAAUGGACUUGGUGGUAGCUGGGAUUUCUUUGAUGAUUGGGUUGGGCCUGUUUGUGUUCAUAGCUUCUAUUCUUUGCUCUGCUGCCUUUUUUCAGAAUGCUAAGGAUGUUUCUUGAUUACCCUUCUCAUCAGUACUAGACUAUCUUUCACAUCAGGGCACACCUACUGUGUGUUAUUGGAUCGUUGUUUCCAGAUAGCAGCGGGAACUAUGUGAAUCUCAACCUCCUUUGGAUGCUACGUGACUUGCAGAGCGUGGUUGGUUAUAGCUGGGGGAGUGCUGUUCUUGCAUACCUUUAUAGGAAGAUGUGCGAUUCCACCCAUAAAGUCAUAACUAACUUCGCUGGAUACGCCACGUUAGUACAAGUGUGGAUAUACGAGCGGUUCCCUACAUUAGCUCCCCGACACACGGCCACACCCCUGAUUAUCUACCCACUUGCGCUAAGGUGGACAGGGCCGUUUACCCGUACUGAGGUGCCGCACGGUCAGCGUCGUAUCACCCGGUACGAGCUGGAUAACAUGAUUGAGGCAAAUUUUCGGUGGAGGCCGUAUGCAGAUUUAGAUGACGAGCAUCAGCCUGAGUAUGAUUUGUACCUGCGUUGGACUGCUCCUACGCCUUUGUUGUACAUGGCCUAUGUCGAGUGGUGUUAUACUGAUAGGGUGACGAGGCAGUUCGGGUUCGUGCAGGACAUACCCACAUCCUCUCCACGUGCGAAUCAUAGUAACCUGCACACCAUUGUCAACGAGGCCAUUAACUGGGAGGGCGCCAGGGAGUCUUACACUCGUCUAUGGGAUAGGUCCCUUGAGCGAGCUCUUACAUCUCCCCCACUCAUGUUUGGCGAGGGUUGCACUGCGGCAUACAUGCCUUGGUUUCUUGCAGUGACACGUAGAUACAUUGUAAACCCCGUCUAUUGGAGGACUGCAGAGGCUUUCCAGGGCACACAGGGCGCCACACAGGCACUGGAGGAUCAGCUUCUAGAUAUGGAGAGUGCCAUUGACCCUGCUACCCUGGAUCUUGCUCGGGCACAGAGGAUUGUACAGGGGUUGUUAGGACGUUUUAGGGGUUCAAGCAACCCUAGCAGACACAGAGGACGGCCACCAGUUACACCAGUUGAGCCGGAGCCAGGCACGUACUACACUCACGUGGCCAGUGGUAGCUCAGACACGGGAGGUUGGUCACACCUGGUUGGCACUUCUUCUUUGCCGGUUGGGGAUGUAGCGGGUACUUCUAGGGCGGAUGGAUGGGAGUCCUGGCCCGCGUCGACGGUCGGGCCAUCUACAUAUGCAGGGGAUGACUACGAGGGUGGUCCACGUGGCUUUACGGUCAGAUUAGAGGAUGACCAGGACAUGUCUGCUGAGGGUCAGUCGCAGGAGUCAUACCAGUUCCAGGAUGCAGAUGCUUAUCGUCCUGACAUGUCUUUCCUGAGGGAUCAGUACACCACACCUCCGCCACAGGUCCCGGUGCCGUCAUUUGCUAGCCAGUCCUACAUCUUCGGGGCACCCGCGUUUCCAUUCGCACCGUCACCAGAGAGGUCCACUCCUACUCCUAUACAGAUGUCCACUUUUGCUUCGUACACUGGUGAGAGUAGUCCAUGGGCGCCCCCCAGCACAGCAAUACCAGGGCACUCCGAGGCCGAGGAGCAACCUGAGGAUGAGCAUCGACAGCAGCCACCUAGAGCUGCGAAGGGAAAGGGUCGAAGAUGUCACACUGGAAGCCACAUCUUCGGCCAUAAGAAGAAGUAGGAUUUCCCUCGUAUGUAGUUUGUUUAUGGUUAUGUACCUGACCAUGUACUCGUACGUUUUUAUUUCUUGAUCUGAUUAUGUACUCUUAGUCUAGUAGAUCGGUUGUUACGUUAUUAUGCAGUUCUUGUGCAUUCUUAUGUCAUAAUGUUUUAUAAUGA